CCGAUUCGGCAAACGGACAGACGUAUCGAAGACGAGCCGCCUCUUUCUAUCAUCCUGGAGGUGGGUCGCCUACAGUGGGCGGUGAGGCUCAAAGUCCCGCCCCAUGAGCACGGCUCUCCUCUCAGCGGACGCCACCUGGCGCAGUGGGUAGAGUGCCAGCUCGGCCCCCCAGCGCACAAGCAGCAGUUCAUGUUCAAAGGCUUCACCUGGGUACCGGAUAUGGGCGUCUGGUCUACGUCAUUGCGCGCGCUCGGGGUGAAGAACGGGGAUAGGAUUCAGCUGGUGUCCACUCCUCCCCUCAGUUCUGACUGGAGAGAUUGUGAACGACUGGAUACCGCAGGCAGACAACUACAGACCUACAGACAGACACUGGCCAGACUUACGAACCAAUGGAACCUAGGCCCUGACAAAGCUACGCAAAGACUUUGAGGACAUGAAAACCAAACUGAGAAAGGAAAUUCAGACCCUGAGCUCGCUGACCUUUGACUACCGGAACUGCUUGUGCCAGGCACGCCGCAGACAGCUGGUGGACGCCACGCAGAGGCAGAUCGACAAGUGUACCGAUGUAUCAGGAGCAAUUUUCCAGCGGUUGUCCCUGUCCCACUCCAUGUCCCGAGUUGGCCGCCUGUACCCAGUGGAGAGAAGUGUGCGGCCCGUCAGAUGAACUCACGGCGCCCUAUAGGGUCAACACACAGGGGAAAACACAACACACGGCGUCUAUAGGAUCAACACAAAGCCACACAGAACAGGCUUAUCUGUGUGCUGUUCUGUGUGGCUUUAUGUCAACACAUUGGGGGUAAACACACGGCGCCCUACAGGGUCAACACACUGGGGGAAAACACAACACACGGCGCCCUAUAGGGUCAACACACUGGGGGAAAACACAACAUACGGCGCCCUAUAGGGUCAACAUAGCGGAGUAAACACAACACACGGCGCCCUAUAGGGUCAACACACAGGGGGAAAACACAACACACGGCGCCCUAUAGGGUCAACACACAGGGGGAAAACACAACACACGUCGCCCUAUAGGAGGGUCAACACACAGGGGGAAACCACAACACACGUCGCCCUAUAAGGUCAACACACCGGGGUAAACACACGGUGCCUUAUAAAGGUCAACAUAUCGGGGUAAACACAACACACGGUGUCCUGUAGGGUCAACACACUGGAGUAAAUACAACACACGGCGCCCUACAGGGUCAGCACAUCGGGUCAAAUUCAAAUCAAAGCAACGAAACAAUUCCGUCUCUCGACCUCUUUUAAUGUAAAAAUUGCUUUCAAAUACAUUACAUGUAUAUUAUUUUAGAUUCACGUGCGUAUUUUCAUACUCAGACUCUGAAAUUUGAAUACGUGUAUCGAUAUUGCAAACCGGAAGUUAUUCAAUGGUAAAUUACGAUAGCUACUCCGUGGUGUGAGCCAAGUGGCGCCUGGAAAAGGAGGGUGGGGUGUGAUGGGGUUGGAGUAUGGGAGAUUUAUUGUGUAACGGUAGCUACUCCAUGGUGGUCCACAAAGGACGACGGCUGUAGAGGCAACCAUGACCAAGAGCACACCCACAGCACGUCUUUGAUCGCCCCCCCCCCUCCCCUCAGAAUAUUAACUGGAGUCCUAUGUAUACAAUUAUGUAUAUGAAUCACCAUAAAUAUCCAUGAGUAAUUAUUAUUUUAGACAAUUCUCGGGAAUCAGAAAAAAAUAUUUGAUACUCCGUUUUAUAAUAAUAUGCUACGU
Aplysia californica (California sea hare) is the source of this 1728-nucleotide messenger RNA. RefSeq lists its product as uncharacterized. Lineage: Eukaryota; Metazoa; Mollusca; Gastropoda; Aplysiida; Aplysiidae. The record is from RefSeq and is a predicted model, not a curated record. Gene Ontology annotation, molecular function: protein-folding chaperone binding.